Molecule: messenger RNA, 8312 nt
Organism: Ostrinia nubilalis (European corn borer)
Lineage: Eukaryota; Metazoa; Arthropoda; Insecta; Lepidoptera; Crambidae
Gene: SCAP
Product: sterol regulatory element-binding protein cleavage-activating protein
Exons: 22
Coding region: 255-4397 (1380 amino acids)
Biological process (GO): SREBP signaling pathway; regulation of cholesterol biosynthetic process
Cellular component (GO): endoplasmic reticulum membrane; SREBP-SCAP complex; Golgi membrane
Molecular function (GO): sterol binding; protein binding
Source: RefSeq, a predicted model, not a curated record
UGUUGUCAAAAUUGCGUGGUUGAUGUAAUACUUGCACAGUGAAUAAGCGGCACAUGCAUGAUGCAAAAUAUUCAAAUAAUCAUACUUACUACUUCAGGACAUGCAAUCAACCAUAAACGCAACACUGGUAACAUUACUUGUAAGGAACAUUGUAUUGAAUUGGUGCACUGACUUGAAGAUUCGUGCAAAUGUUUCGUGUAUUUAUUGAACGUAGUUUGUUGGACUAUAAAAGGUCUUCAUAGGCCUAAAUAGUGAUGGCAGGGCCAACAUUACCUGAGCGGGUGGCUCAAAUCUACUAUACCUACGGUCUAUUUUGUUCAUCGUAUCCCUUAGUUGCGAUUGGAUUCGCUUUAUCAGUUGUGUUGCUGUGUUGCUAUCCAUUAUUGAAUGUGCCGCUCCCAGGUAACAUUCCAACAGUCAUUAAUUUGCCAUGGCACAUGGACAACAUGCAACAUUUACCUCAAGCUGACUGUUCUACCAAUGAAUGCUCACAAGGUUCACCUAUGCAAUUAGACGUCUUGCUCAACGAAACCCACAAACUUCCAUAUUUAUGGGCAAAAGAUAAACCUCUUAUUUACGUGCAACAAAUUGUCAUGAAAAUAGGUGUCUCACCAUGGAACAGUAAUUUAAAAAUGUGGGAUGCAUUUCGUGCUCCGCUUCAAGAAGUCUUUCGACUGCUUGAGACUAUAAGAAAUCAUGAAGAUCCUGAAACGAAAAGCACUCUACUGCAGCACUGCUACCAGAUCGAGGGCGUGAAGCGCAUCAGCGAAAAGCCUGGGGCAGAGCAAGUGCUGCCUGAAUACAGCUGCCUGCUGCUGUCGCCCGCCAACCUGUGGCAGCAGAGCCUGCAGUCCUUCUCGCUCGACGCCAACAUCGUCAACACCGUCUACAAGUACCAGAAAGGCAAGCCGCUCGCCGAGAUGUCGUUCGGCAUGCAGCUGCGCGACACGGGCAUCAAGCGGUACCCGCUGCGCGCGCGCCCGAGAGUGCUUCAGUACGCCAUCACAAUCUUUUACCAGAACCCCGAGCAAAGAUUUCUCGAUUCACUUUCCAAAAAGUUGAAGGAAAUGUACCCUCUUUAUCAAGAAUCUUACACACACGUGGACGAAGCGAAGAUCAUAUACUAUCCAGGCCAGUUCAACUAUCGCGAGCUGGUUCCAUUGCUGAUAACAUUCGUCGGAAUAUUUCUAUAUGUUUAUUUUUCCGUGAGGAAAAUUGAAUUCAUAAAGUCUAAACUGGGACUGGCUGCCAGCGCCGUAGUCACUGUAGCAGGAAGUUUAUCGAUGUCAAUGGGCAUUUGUUUUUACUUCGGGUUUUCUUUGAGUCUGCAGGGAAAAGAGAUCUUCCCAUAUCUCGUCAUAAUAAUGGGCCUCGAAAAUGUGCUGGUGUUGACAAAAAGCGUCACAUCGACAGACUCGCGACUCGACGUCAAAAUUCGGCUCGCUCAAGGGCUGAACAAAGAAGGUUGGUCGAUUACCAAGAACCUGCUGACCGAAAUCACAAUUUUCACCGUCAGUUUCUUCACAUUCGUCCCAUUUAUCCAAGAGUUCGCCAUAUUCAUGAUAGUGAGUCUGAUAUCCGACUACUUCGUUCAAAUGGUAUUCUUCGCUACGGUGCUCGGCAUAGACGUGCGGCACAUGGAAUGCUUGCAAGAUCAAAACAACAAGUUGCAUCUGAAGGAUUAUUUCAACGCGAACAACGCGCUGAAUUGGCGCUUCAGUAAGAAUUACGGUGACGAGAACGUGUCGCCGCAGAAGAUGAAGAAGUCGAAGUCGCACCCUCGGCUGAACGGGUUGGCGCAGAACAGCCCGACGGACGUGGUGGCGAAAAGGAACGCGAGUCCGGGCCAUCAGGAUAAUCGGGUGCCGAAGCGUAUUCGUUUGGUGAAUUUGUGGGCGCGGACUCGUUUUUUCCAGAGGGCGUUUAUGUUGUGGAUGCUGGUGUGGAUAUCGAUGAUCGUGUACAACUCGGGGGUGGUGGAUUACUUCAUCUCCGGCGGGGAGAAGGGGGAGGGGGAGGCGGGGGUGCGGCGGGCGCGGCCGGCGCGGCAGGCGGUGCUGGUGGCCUUCAACAACAGCGAGCUGGUGUUCUCGCCGCUGCCGCGUGCGGGUGAGGAGCGCGCGCCCGUCGACGCCAACGACACCAUCAUGCUGAAGCACUCGCCACACUCUCGGCCGUGGUCCAGAGUGUCCCCGUACCACUGGUCGGGCAUCCUGUCGCAGUACAACGAGUCGGUGGCGGGGCGUUUCGCGGUGCUGUUGCCGCCGCUGCUGCUCAGCCACCGCGUGGCGCCCGAGCUGGCGGUCGGUCUGCGCGCGCCCGACGAGCGCGACCCGCCGCCGCUGCGCUGGCAGGCGCUCGCCGCCGCGCUCGACCCCAUCGAUAUCAUGCCAGACUUUGAGCUGAUCGAAAGCAAGAAUCAGCCCCACCAAUGGGGCAAAGGAACCGACCUGCCCAUCUACCCUACCACACCGAUGGAAAUCCUGCUACUGGCGAUCCUGUGCACUAUAAGCGUCGCCGUCAUAGCUUACAUGAUGGUCGUGCUUUACAGAUGCGUGUGCUCCCGGCAUUACGCGGAAUGGCGGGCGUCGUGGAACGAAGACGACGAGAACAGGAAGAUUCUCGCCAAGCAACCGGCUGUCCAGUUGGUAAUGGAGGCGGUGCCGCUAGUGGUGGCCGGCCACGUGCAGGAGGUGGAAUGCCUGGUGACGGACGGCGAGAAGGUGGUCAGCUCCUGCCUGCAAGGCAACAUCAAGGUGUGGGACUCGCAGAACGGGGAGAUCGCCACCAACAUCGACAGAUGCGCAUUUUUCAAAUUGCAAAAUGAACUUUGUGGCAAAAUCCAAUCUAAGAAAACCAACUAUCCCGAAGCUAUAGAAGUUGUGCCAACUGCAGACCCUAAUCGUGAUCAAAAUGAGGGCAUGCCACGGCUCCGCAAAGGUCUGAGCACGCAUCUGAGCGGGCUGCGGUUCCGACCCGUGGCGCGCGACUCGCCGCCGCACCUUUCUGUGGCGGAAACCACCAAAUAUGACUUCGCCAAAAAUUACAGAGAUCUUUACUGCAGCGACCAACACGACGAUUUGUAUAGUAGCUACGAAUCCAAAGAAAACGUGGACACUAGCAAUAUAAAUAUUAUUCAUCGUGACUCAUUAAAUAGUGCAGUGAAAGACAGUGAAAUGUGCGACGAUAACAUUUACAUUACGCAGACGAACGAUAGUGUCGUGCCUAGUUUACGGAAUAGGAAUAAGAGUAGGUUUGUGUGUAAUAGUGGUGCUGAAAACGUUAGGACAGAGUGUGAAGUGACGAACACGGAGGCUGUGACAAACUCAAAUCCAAAGGGGACGCCUAUAACAGAAUCUCCAGUAUGGUGCAUGGACUUUUGCAAUGAUUUAAUUAUAUUAGGGUGUGCAGACGGCAGAAUCGAGUUUUGGGAGGCGAGCUCUGGGAAAUUCAUGUGCGUGUAUUGGGGCGCGGCACGGCAGGCGGGCGUGACGCACGUACGGGCGCUAGCGGGCGCGCGGCGCGUGGUGGCGGCGUCGCUGGCGGGCGCGCUGACGCUGCUGCGGCUCGACGCCUACAACGCGGCCUCGGGCGCGCACGUCGACUGGCGCUUCAGCACCGCGCACCGCCGCACGCACAAACGCACGGGCUCGGCGGGGUCGCUGCGUGCGUGCGCCGAGGAGCAAGCGCCCGCGCGCAUGAGCUUCGCCUACGGUGCCGACAUCUCCGACGGAGAAGAGGUGGUGUGCGUGCGGCUGGCGCACUGCAGGCCGCACCAGCAGCCCAUCACCGAGAUGCACUCCGAAGGCGGCCGCGUGCUCACCGGCGGACAGGACCACGUGCUCAAGGUGUUCUCGAGCGCAGACCUGAGCGCGCUGUUCACGCUGCACGGGCACUGCGGGCCCAUCACCAGCUGCUUCAUCGACCGCGCCACGCCCACGAUCGCCGGCAGCGGCUCGCAGGACGGCCUGCUCUGCGUCUGGGACCUGCACACCGGCGCAUGCCUGUACAGUAUGCAAGCUCACGACGGCGCGGUGACGUCACUGGCCUACACUGCGUCGUACGUCGUGUCGGCGGGCGCGGACGAGCGGCUCUGCAUCUGGGACCGCUUCCAGGGACACAUGCUGAACUCCGUGCACAUCGGCCUCAACUACAUGAGCCGCAUGCUGCCGCUGACGCACACGAUGCUGGUGAUGGGCGACCGGAGCGGCCUCACCGCCUACGACCUCAGCAGCGGCGACGUCAUCCGCAGGGUGCUCUUCGGCCAGAGCGACGGGUGCAUAUUUGUGCGACAGAUCCUGCCUCUGAAAGAUGCGAUCGUGUGUGACUACGCCAACCAGCUGCGAAUAGUAAGGUUCCCUUUGGUGUCCAGCCUCGCCAGCACAAAAUGCGACUGAGUUACAUUACAUAUCCGACUCAAACAGUAUUGGUCGCGCAACAAAUGUUGAGGUGAACACACACUCACACAGGUGCAAUAUUUGAAUACAGAAAAUAUAGUCAGAAUACGCAAGAUUUCAGCACGUCAAGCGUAUACAGAUACAAAACCUUGCUUGUGUCAUGAUCUCAACUCUCGUUGCGCGACCUGUAACUAUCAUACCGUUUAGGUAACUAAAGGACGUCGCACAUUUAUCAACCCGGAAAGGGAUCGUAACCUUAUCAACUCGAGGUGGUCAGUAUUCUUUGUAUGAAACUCCAUACUGCAACGCUCACUUAUCCGCACCGUAACGUAAACGCCUCGCCUCGCGAUUGACAGCGCGCGAAAGGCGAUGGUGUUGAUCCCUUUCCGAGUUUAUAAGUCUGCUAUGAACUUUAUACUACGCUGUAACUUACUAUCCAACCAAACAAACAAAAACGAAAGACUUUCACUGUGUCUUACUAAUCUUCAGAAAUAAUAAUAUAUUGUUUGUAUCGUUGACGAUUACAAAUUUAAAUGUAUUUAUAGUUCCAAAAAUGUAUAUUUAUUGUUAUAUGAAUUACCGGUCCGAUGUAGUUUUUUCGAUGUUGCAACUUUAUGUCACAUUCAAAUACAAAGUUCUCUUUGUAGCUAUGAAAGUAGCAUUAUCGUUAUUUUAGGAAUAAGUAACUUGUUUGAUACGCAACAGAAAUAUAUUUUAAAAUAAUUAAAUGGCUCUCUUAAUCAUUAAAGAAUAUUUAAAGUAACAAGUUAAAGGAUCAGUUAUUAUUUUAUUAUUUACUGUUUUGGUAAAUCUAGCAUAUCACAUGGACAAAUGAUGAAAUAAAAAGUGUGCCUACCAAGAUUUUAAACCUAUUUUGGAUAAAAUUAAUUCAUCAAUCUAAAUACUGAUCAUCAAGUUUAAAAUUGGCGAGAGAUUUUUUUUAAUUUGGUAGGACUGUUAUUAUAAUGUCAGCUUAUCGCUGACUACCAUAAUUAAUCUUAUCAGUAUCUCGUAUGUAUUCGGAUAGACCGUUAUGAUUUAUGACUAACCAUACUAGCACGACAAUAAUUCAAAAUUAAUGCAUAUUUUUAAACGAACAGUUUUGUAUCCGUAACCAUCAAAGAUCAAAGCUUAUCUAAUUCUAGAUUUAUAUUAAUUUAUUUAUUUCUAUGUACGAUGGGUUCCCAAUUGUCUAAUAUCCAAUUUUACAAUGCAUCACAUCAAAAUAGUGACUAUAAUGUCAAUUGAAGUGCUUCCUCAAAAUUUAGUUCAUCAAUAGUUUGUGCAUUUUCCCGAGUUCUUCCUAAACGCCGUGGUAGAUUUAGUUCAGAUCAAACCAAAAGGGUAGUUCCCAUUUGUUUUACCUUUGGGAUUGGUCUACCUACCAGUUCCAUCCAUGCCCGUUUAACCUAAACCCAGUUUAAGGCCCGUAUCAUGAAAUGACCAAAAUAUGAACCAAAAAUUCAUAGACUCCAGUCUUUUGUAAUCCAGUUUAAUUGAAAUCUUGUGCUUUCUUUCAUAAUACGAGCCUGCGAUUUUUUGUCAAAUUUGUCAAACAACCACACCUUCCUAUAUCUACCUCUCCUUUAAUAAACAAUGCCGUUUAUAUGGCAACUUCCAUAAUGAAUGAUCCAAAAACGAAAAGAACAAAACAAUUUAAAGCUAUUAAUACAAUUUACUAUGUCACCUUCCUAUUCCAUACAAAUAAAGCAUUCGUUGUUUAAAACGAAUGGUUACUGUGUAGUUUAUUUAUUUUCUAUAUUAUUUAUUUCUGCAGAAUUGCAGUUUAUUAUACCUAUGCUCUAGUCUAAAUUUAAGUUUUUUUGUAUAAAAAAAUAAUAUAGUAUACAUUAUAUCAUGACUAUACUCGGUUACGUUUAAACGGAGGCUAUAAUGAUUGGCCUUGACUUGUCGUCCAGAACAAUAGGACAAAACGUCCCCAGAACUGUAGCACUUUAAUACCUACCUUAUUAUGAUAGACCAUGCUAAUAAAAUUAAUGUAAUAAGUAGGUUAAAAUUAAUUUAAUCGAGUUGUCGAAGUGUCGUAGGUUCCAGCAGUCGUGGCACCGUUUGAAGUAAGUCAAAAGUGUUGAGUGUUGAAAAAAUCGAGUUGUCACAGUCGUCCAGUUGUCGCAGGAGUCGAUUUGUCCCGGGGUUGAGCUGUCGUGAUACCAUUUUAUGUUUGUCAAAAGUGAUUUAAUGUGUAUUUUUUGAGGGUUGAUUAUCAUUUUUUAUUUUUUGACAUAACUUUUUUCUGAGACAAAUAUCAGACUUGAGCUGUCAUAUAAUAAAAUUAUAGUAUUAGCAUGUUUAAUAUAAAAGCUUGUAAUUGUAAGGUAGAGGGCUACAGUUCUGGGGACAAAGCUCACACAUAAUGUCCCAUUGAUCUAUUAUUAUUAGAAUUAUUGAACUUCAAUUCGCACAAAUCUUAUUAGAAGUCCUAAAAAAAUACAUUUAAUGUAAAUCUUCAUCCAUGCGGCAAUAGACAAUAGUAGAAGAUCCGAAUUAGCCUACACCCAUCAGGUUAUUUUUAGUCGCGACAUAUUUUUAACAUGCUAAAAUUGAUUUAAAAUACCUUUAAAUGAAUAAACAGAUGGUUGCAGAUCGCUUCUAGUUCGGAUCUUAGACCAUGUCGCAUCGAGAAUAGAUCUCGAUCUAUAGGUACACUGCAUUUUUUAACAGUCAUAUACAUCGAGAUGUAUGACUAUUAAAGUAUAUGACUUAAAAAUGCAGUGUAAUAAUAGAACAGUGCAUAUCACGUUUUAUCUCGCACUCACACUGGUUAUGGGUGACGUCACACAGAGGCAGGCAUAGCGUUAAUUAUAGUACGUAAUUAUUAAUAAAAUAUCGGCAAGUGUGCAUCCCUGUUUCAAAAAUUACUUAUGGCCCCGCCUGCCAUGAGUCUGCGUUGAGUAUAGCAUUGUUAGCGAUACAAACGCGGAGCUUGUGAAAAUCGCCGAUGCAAGUCAAUGAUAAAUUUUAAUGACGUUAACUUCUUUGUUAUUACUUUCGGUGAAUUGCGACUAUAAUGAAAUAGAAUUAUUAUAUUCGUUUCAUACAAUCGAUGAUAUUCUGAACAAAACGAUUUAAAUAAACGUUUUAAAUUUUAAAUAAACGUUGUUUAAGAAGUCACUAACACAAUCAAUGUAAGUAGGCUUUUACCAGUCUGAAUGAAGUACUAAAACAAACAACAGUUUUUAACCGACUUCAUACGAAACAUGUAUCAAAACAAUAUUAUGCUCGGGAAUUCGGGAUUUUCAUUAUAAAAGACAAGUCAUGGUGGCUAAUAUUUUAUUCCUCACACAAACAAACAUUCUCAUCAAUUUAAACACAUAACAAUAAAGAUAUUUCAUAAGCAUAAAAUAUCAUUUAAAAUACAUAUUAAAAAUUUAAGCCUGGUUACACACUAUCAAGUUUGUAAGAUCACGUUGACAGACUAAUGACAGUCUAUAAUAAAUUGCGACUAUAGUCUAUCCAAUAUAGCUUGAUUAGAAUGACAGCUGCCAUCAAAAGUAACAACAUAACUUUGUAGUAGCGAUCAAUGAGAGCUAAAUAUUGGCGGACGUGAAAUAAUUCACGUCUGACCUACAAACAAUAUUUUCAACGACAGUGCUUCCAAUAAAAAUGUUAAUUUCGUGUAAAUGCAGCGUUAAAUUACACCAAUAAGUAGUAAUUCGAAAUCAUAAAAAUCAAGCUAGAUUAUUAACGACGUCUCUACAAGGUUAUCUCGAGUUACAAAAAUGUUAGUGAUGGGACAUAUCGACAAAUGUCAUAUUAAAAUUAAAACUAUUUUUUUUUUCCAUAUUUAAGUCAAGUUAUACGUUUUUCUAAAUGUUCACUAUUAAAAACCAAAAAACAUUUCAUUCUUAAAUAAGCAAACAUCGGAAAUCAAUCACCGGUAAUUUUUUGGGUAUU